Molecule: messenger RNA, 1228 nt
Organism: Miniopterus natalensis
Lineage: Eukaryota; Metazoa; Chordata; Mammalia; Chiroptera; Miniopteridae
Gene: RBM3
Product: RNA binding motif protein 3
Molecular function (GO): RNA binding
Source: RefSeq, a predicted model, not a curated record
UACGCUACGUACGCUUUAUUAAGCGUCUUCCCGCGCGAUCUCCUCCUCAGUCGCUCGGCUCCUUGGCGGUAACUGUCCUUCCAGCCCUUUUACUUAAUUUUCAGGACUUGAAUUCAUUGCCAUGUCCUCUGAAGAAGGGAAGCUCUUCGUUGGAGGGCUCAACUUCAACACCGAUGAACAGGCUCUGGAAGAUCACUUCAGCAGCUUCGGGCCAAUUUCUGAAGUGGUCGUUGUCAAGGACCGGGAGACUCAGCGAUCCCGGGGUUUUGGCUUCAUUACCUUUACCAAUCCAGAGCACGCCUCAGAUGCCAUGAGAGCCAUGAAUGGAGAGUCUCUGGAUGGUCGCCAGAUCCGUGUGGACCAUGCGGGCAAGUCCGCCAGGGGAACCAGAGGGGGUGCCUUUGGGGCCCAUGGGCGUGGUCGCAGCUACUCUAGAGGUGGUGGGGACCAGGGCUAUGGGAGUGGCAGGUAUGACAGCCGACCUGGAGGAUAUGGAUAUGGAUAUGGAAGGUCCAGAGAUUAUGGUGGCAGAAGCCAGGGUGGUUAUGACCGCUACUCAGGAGGAAAUUACAGAGACAAUUACGACAACUGAGAUGAGGCAUGCCGCACCUAAUGUAGAUACACAAGGAAUAAAACUUCUGAUCCAGGAUCAUCCUUCCAAAUGGCUGUAUUUAUAAAGAGUUUUGGAGCUGCACUGAAACAUCUGUUUUAGUACGUCGACUUCUAUUUUUGAAUUGAGCUCCCAGGGUAGCUUGUUAAAGACCUUUUAGAAAGCUCCGUGUGUUUUAUUUUUUCUCUCCCAUUUAAAGACAAAUUCUGGGCCAUUUUAUAGAGUCCGGAAUUUUUCCUUUUACCAGUUUUUUUAGUUUGGGCUCUCAGGAUUGGUCCUGGCCAAAAAAAAAAAGUUUGGCCAGACUGAUCCCCUCCAGGAAAGAGUAUAUAUUUAGGGACAUUUUUAAAAUUUGUACACAGUGUUUAUCAUGGUUAGGAAGCAAUUUCCAAAUGUAACUGCAAGAAAUCUCAAAUCAUGAUUACUUAGAGGUUUUCUUGUUUUUGUGUUUUUGUGUUUUUACUGAAGAUCACUGCCCUGAUUAUCUAGAAGUUUCUUAAAAUACUUGUGAAUGUCGGUUUUUUUUAAAUACUGGAAGAAAAAGUUUCUGUUGCGUUUCAUGUAGUAUUUAGGAUGUCCUUCAUGGAGCUGAUUAAAAAAAUGAAACCUAAAAACAAA